AUGUAUGCAUUAAAAAGUUUAUUAUUCCAAUUAUUUUUUUUUUUCUUCUUGGAAGUAUGCACUUAUAAGUUCACAAAUGGAGUUCCAAUAGUCUCUGAAGCCAAGGUUGAUGCAGAAACCCCUCUGCUUACAAGUUCAGAUGAUUGCUCUAAAAAUCCAUGUGCCUGUUGUUCUGAUAAGUUACUAUCCAUGGCAGAAAAAUAUUCUAAAUCAAACGGAGGUGAAAAUUCUGAGUGUUCUUCAUUUUUAAAGAACCUAUUUUGUACUCUAGCAUGUAACGAAGAGUCUUCUGAUAUUGGAACCCUCUCGAAUGAAAUCAUGGUUUUGUCUGUAUGUGAAUUGGAAUGCCCAGAAAUUUUGAAAAAAUGUCCGACUAGCAGCUCUAAGAUUGAAAACAAAAAUAUAGUGAGCACAACAGAAGAUGAAGAGGAAAAGGAAGACGACAAUGAGGAACCAGAAAAUAAUACAGAAAAUAUCAACAGGAAGCAAAUCGAAAAAAAGGAGGAAGUUGAAAUACCAAUAUCUAGCAAUAGAACUGUGAUUUCAAACCAUUUUUCAGAACUGAAAAAUAUGGAGAAGAUAAUCAUUGGAUCUUCUGGAGCUCCAGGACUAUUAAAUUUCGAUGAUGAGAAAUCAGAAUGUUCAAUAAUUAGUGUUCCAAGCAUGCAAACAACAAAGUCUUCAAAAUACUCUUUGGCGUUUAUUCAAGCAAAUAAUAGCACCAAAAUAUGUCUAAAUUCCACCGGAGGAUUUAAGUCAAUGACCAAAAGUGUUCCAAUAUUGAAAUCAGAAUCAAGUUCCAGUGCAAGCACUGCGAGUUCUCAAUCUUCUCAGACAACUAAAGUAGUUCCGGUUACAUCCAGUUCCUCAGGAAAUGCUCCUUUAACUGAAGAAGAAACAAAAUGUGGAUUCUGCUUUACCAGAUGCUGUUGCUGGCCGGUUUGGAGUGGAUCUAUUAUAUCCUUCGUGGCCUAUUUGGUAAUGGCAUUCUUAGCUAUAUAUUGGCAGUCAGCCUUGUUCUCUCUUGGCCUCAAGUCAAAUCAUUUCUGGAAAGGAGGAGGAUACUGGUUAGUGGGAAGUGGAGGUCUUGGUGUCUUUGUUGGUAUGAUUGUCGGGGGGCUUGUUUCAUCCUGCUUUGCUGGAGCGCUUUCACUUGGUGGAUCUCUCUCAAAUCUCUUCAUGUCGGUACUGUUGGUCGGCAGGCUCGGAGCAGCCUUAGGAGGUAUUGGUGGCCUAGGAACAGGAGCUUCUAUUGGUCUUAUGGCUCACUCUGGAACAAUUUCAUGGGUUAUAGGUUUGAUAUUAGGCCUUCUAUUGGGUCUUGUUGUUGGGUUUUCACCUAUAGCUAGAUCCAUUAAGAUGAAUGAUAGAUAUAUAAGAAGGGGAAUCAGGCAGAGAGAACUCAGGAGAAGAAGCCGUCUCUCAGAAGCAAGCCAUCAUUCUGAAGGAUUCUCAGAUGCUUCUGGGACAGACCGAGCCAAAAGAAGUUCGGUCCAAAGGCACACAUCCGUUGAAUCUAGAGAUAAUGCUACUAAUAUAAGUGAUAAUCAUUCGCAAUCUUCUAGUAGUGCAGCGAACAAUGUAAAUUGA
This is a messenger RNA of Cryptosporidium ubiquitum, 1590 nucleotides long. RefSeq lists its product as uncharacterized. Bases 1 to 1590 code for a protein of 529 amino acids. The transcript has a single exon. Lineage: Eukaryota; Apicomplexa; Conoidasida; Eucoccidiorida; Cryptosporidiidae. The record is from RefSeq and is a predicted model, not a curated record.